CUAGCGGAGCAACAACAACGACUACCGCUUCACGGAGCGGUGACCGUUUGUAACAGAACACAAGCGUCUAUUACCCACUCAGGUGCCGGUGCCAGAGUGCCCUUCAACAACAAGGGGUCCGCAAUGUUGAACCCGACCAAUGGCGACCCGAGCCACGUUGUUGUGAACUAUGUUGAGGAGUAUUUGGACCUGGUGGAGUCUCUACCCUUUGACUUGCAGAGGAGUGUGUCCCUCAUGAAGGAAAUUGAUGCCAAGUAUCAAGAUGUUCUGAAGGAGCUUGACGAUGCUUAUGAACGGUAUCGCCGGGAGUCUGACACGCUUCAGAGGCGAAAGCUUCAGUUAUCCAUUCAGAGAGCGCUGAUUCGUAGUCAAGAGCUCGGAGAUGAGAAGAUCCAGAUUGCCGGUCAAAUGGUGGAGUUGGUUGAGAACCGAACGCGACAAAUCGACUGGCAUUCUGAACUUCUCCUUUCCUCUCAAGAAGUCCCGGAGAGUCAAGUUCCCACAGCGACCUCCACGACGCCCACCGCCGCCGCGUCCACGGUGUCCUCGUCGUCGCCGUCAUCGGCCGCCGCUACUCCGGGCAAAACGGGCCACCACGAAAAGAAGCGCGACGAGGUCACCCCCAGCUCAGCUGCCGGAGACAAGGCCGGAGGCAAACGCUCAAGACGUCAGAAAAAUGGCGACACUCGUGAGAGCUACGGGGGUCCGGAUCACGCGGAGGACGCAGGCGUCGGGGCGUCCCGGGAAAAGAGGGCUAAAACGUCUUCGAAGAAGAAGAAAAGGUCCAAAGGGAAAUCCGAGAGAGAAGUGUCGCCCCCGGACCUGCCCAUCGACCCGGAUGAGCCGACGUACUGCCUGUGUGAGCAGGUGUCCUACGGCGAGAUGAUUGGCUGCGACAACGACGAAUGUCCCAUCGAGUGGUUUCACUUCUCCUGCGUUGGGCUCCAUCAUAAGCCCAAAGGCAAGUGGUACUGCCCCAAGUGUCGGGGGGAGAACGAGAAGACCAUGGACAAGGCUCUCGAGAGGGCCAAGAAGGACCGGGCGUACAACAGGUAGCUCGCUCUGCCGGGCGCCCAACGGACACUUGUUGCGGGAAAAUAUCGUGUUUCGUCUUUGUUACCAUUUACUGGCAACAACGUUGAAUAGAAAGGAGAGAAGAAAAAGUAAAGAAUUGAGUAAUGUUGUAAAUAGUUAUUUUUGUAACUUCUGUAUGGCUGAGAAACGAGACGGCUGCCUCCUGGUUGGGAUUAUUUGUGAAGAAUGAGCACAGUACAGUACGCCCUGCAUGUAAUUUACAUCCCCUUUUUGUUUCCAUCAUGCAUGCAACAUCUCCCACUCCUUUUUAUAUGCUCACUUCAUUUCACAAAUAA
This is a messenger RNA of Pseudoliparis swirei, 1370 nucleotides long. RefSeq names its product inhibitor of growth family, member 1 (gene ing1). The transcript has 4 exons. NCBI's taxonomy places the organism in Eukaryota, Metazoa, Chordata, Actinopteri, Perciformes, Liparidae. The record is from RefSeq and is a predicted model, not a curated record. Gene Ontology annotation, cellular component: nucleus. Gene Ontology annotation, biological process: positive regulation of DNA-templated transcription. Bases 124 to 1056 code for a protein of 310 amino acids.